Messenger RNA from Pelmatolapia mariae (spotted tilapia), 1642 nucleotides. Its product is annotated as cathepsin S-like. Gene Ontology annotation, biological process: positive regulation of peptidase activity; positive regulation of apoptotic signaling pathway; immune response. Bases 62 to 1066 code for a protein of 334 amino acids. Gene Ontology annotation, molecular function: cysteine-type endopeptidase activator activity involved in apoptotic process; cysteine-type endopeptidase activity. Lineage: Eukaryota; Metazoa; Chordata; Actinopteri; Cichliformes; Cichlidae. Gene Ontology annotation, cellular component: lysosome. The transcript has 8 exons. The record is from RefSeq and is a predicted model, not a curated record.
CUUUGUUCUUAAAUAAUAGCAACAAGGAAACGCAGUCAGACUGGGUUUCCGCGCAGCAAAGAUGAGUCCGAUUAAUCAAGGCCUGCUGUUGCUGCUCACCUCCCUGUGUGCUGGGGCAGCAGCCAUGUUUGAAUCCACACUGGAUGCCCACUGGGAGCUGUGGAAGAAGACACAUGGGAAGAGCUACAAAAAUGAUGUGGAGGAUGCUCACCGCCGGGAACUGUGGGAGAAUAACCUGAAGAUGAUUACCGUGCACAACCUGGAGGCCUCAAUGGGACUUCACACCUAUGAACUGGGCAUGAAUCACAUGGGAGACCUGACAGAAGAAGAGAUCCUGCAGUUUUUUGCCACUCUCAAACCUCCCACUGGCAUCCAGAGGGCGCCAUCUCCCUUUGCAGGAGCAUCAGGUUCUGGCAUACCAGACACUGUGGACUGGAGAGAGAAGGGUUAUGUCACCAGUGUCAAGAUGCAGGGUGCUUGUGGAGCUUGCUGGGCCUUCAGUGCAGCAGGGGCCCUGGAAGGUCAGUUAGCCAAGACAACAGGAAAGCUGGUGGAUCUCAGUCCCCAAAACCUGGUGGAUUGUUCUCGCAAAUAUGGUAACGAAGGCUGCAACGGAGGCUACAUACGCCGAGCUUUCCAAUAUGUCAUCGACAACCAUGGAAUUGACUCUGAUGCUUCAUACCCAUAUAUAGGACGUGAUGAUCAGUGCCACUACAACCCAGCAACCCGUGCUGCCAACUGCUCCAGUUACCAGUGUCUGCCUGAAGGAGAUGAGGAUGCUCUGAAGCAGGGUCUUGCCACCAUUGGACCCAUUUCAGUGGCAAUUGAUGCUAGGCGGCCCAAGUUUAUUUUAUAUAGGAGUGGAGUGUAUAAUGACCCAUCAUGCACUCAGGAUGUGAAUCACGCUGUGUUAGCUGUGGGAUACGGCACUCUGAAUGGACAAGACUACUGGCUCGUAAAGAACAGCUGGGGAACUUCCUUCGGAGAUCAGGGAUACAUCCGGAUGGCACGCAACCAGAAUGAUCAGUGUGGCAUUGCUCUGGAUGCCUGCUACCCCGUCAUGUAACUGCAGAGGGAACUGAAAUGAAUCUCUUGCAAAAUGAAUAUAAAUGAAUAUAUCAUUUAUGACUUUUUUUAUUAAGUCUUCAAAAACUACAGCUUCAAACUAAUACUUUUUGGUGCUUCUCUUGAAAAAUUAUAUCUUGAGGAGGAAUCAUCAUCACUGAUUUUCUUUGACGUGUGACAUUGUCGAAAUGCUAAUGUGUGUAUCUCUGUGUGUGAGUGCUUGUAUAAGAACAAAAAGUUCAAACUACUUGAAAGGUAAGGUUCAGCAAUUGCUUUAAAAGAUUUGAUUUUUCUCAAGUUAAAGAAAAGUAUUUAUCCCCCAAUGUUUACUUUGGUUAGCAUUAACUACUAAAUCAGGGGGUUACCAGAAGUAUAGACAUCUGUUCAAGGUUACAAGGUUUAAUUAAAAAUCUUUCUAUAUCUGUGGUAAAAAGUUGUGAAUUUACUGGAUGUUUAGCGCUGGACUACUGUAUAUUUUAUGACAUGAGUGAAAUUAAGAUUAAAUUCACAACACAACAUGUACUGCUGCUUUGUUGUUGACACUUAUAUUAUGUAAUCAGACUCAAUGUAAAAAUAA